This is a messenger RNA of Cynara cardunculus var. scolymus (artichoke), 1433 nucleotides long. RefSeq lists its product as uncharacterized. The record is from RefSeq and is a predicted model, not a curated record. Lineage: Eukaryota; Viridiplantae; Streptophyta; Magnoliopsida; Asterales; Asteraceae. The coding region runs from base 190 to 1215 and encodes 341 amino acids. Gene Ontology annotation, molecular function: transcription coactivator activity. The transcript is spliced from 2 exons. Gene Ontology annotation, cellular component: SAGA complex. Gene Ontology annotation, biological process: regulation of transcription by RNA polymerase II.
CAAAUAAUUCGGGAAAGGGUUUUCCGAUUCCUAAAUCAAAAUUCUAGGGUUUCGAUUGCUGCUCGGAAUCUAACCCGCGAUCGGAAGAUAAACGUAAAUUUGGUGGCCGAUUUUAAAGAAAACAUCGAGGAAUCUCGGAGCAACGAUUCAAUUGUCAAAAUCAAGAAGCGCGAUUCAGGUAUUUAAGGGAUGGGUGCCAAUCAGCAGUAUACACGAGUAGAUACAUUAGAGCUGAAAGCUCUUUUGUAUCAAAAGAUUGGGCAACAAAGAGCAGAGAAAUAUUUUAAUUUGCUCAACAAACUAUUCAGUCUCCAGCUUACCAAGAGCAAUUUUGACAAGUUCUGCAUUCGGACUAUUGGGAGGGAAAAUCUUCCUCUACACAAUCGGUUAAUUUGUUCAAUUGUGAAAAAUGCUUCUCUAGCUAAAGUCCCUCCUCCAACAGUUAAAAAAUUAGCAAGCUCUCUCAAUGUUAAAGUUGCUAGGUGCUCCUCUCAAAGGAACAGUCUUCAGUCACUUUAUGGAGAUUCAUUUCCUUUAUCACCUCGCAAGAGCAGAUCUCCACGGGAUCGCAAAUUUAAGGACCGUCCUAGUCCUCUUGGCCCAAAUGGGAAGUCUGAUUAUGUUGGUGAAGCGGGGUCGAAGGUGCAACAGGAGCUGCAUCAAAGUCCAACGGAACUGAAUUCUCUGGGUAGCAGACCACCUAUUGAAGUUUUAUCUGUGGAAGAUGGGGAAGAAGUGGUUUCUGGAAGUCCAGGCAUUCAGAGCAGGAGCCCAGUUACAGCUCCUCUUGGCAUUUCCUUGAAAAUGAACAAGGCCCGGAAAAAUUUAUAUCAUACUUCUUCAAUAUAUGGUUCGCGGCCUCAGACAUGUCAAAACAGCUAUGAACUACCGGAGAGUAGAUAUUUGAGGGGCCGUUUGAAGCAGAAAUUGGAGAGCGAGCGUCUAAGCAUAUCUGAGGAUUGUGCUAAUUUGUUAAAUGUUGGUUUGGAUGCUUACUUGAAGAGAUUGAUGGAACCUUGUAUAGGGCUUGCUCGGUCAAGGAUCAGUCAAACUGCACCUGGUUUUAGUGGAAGCUUAAAUCGGCAAAGGCCAAGGAUACCAUCAGGCGUGUCUUUGUUGGAUUUUAACGUGUCAGUGGAGUGUGAUCCUCACAGACUUGGAGCGGAUUGGUCAUCACAAUUGGAGAAGUUAAGGUUUAGCAGUCUUGUGGAAUGAAAUUCUUUGUCUCCUGUUUUCCUGUUAUUCUUCUAGAUGUUUCCAUUUUAUGGUUAUGGAAGUAUGGUUCUUGAUACUUGUCUCUGUUUUGUUUAUGGGGACUACUUUCAAGUUUCAAUGGCUGUCUUUAUUAGUCUGUGAUGUAUAGCAUAAGGGGAUAUAUGCCUCCAAGAUUGCAUAUAUUCUCUUGCAUUUAUUCAAGUUCUGGAUUGUCUCUA